Molecule: messenger RNA, 1841 nt
Organism: Durio zibethinus
Lineage: Eukaryota; Viridiplantae; Streptophyta; Magnoliopsida; Malvales; Malvaceae
Product: arabinogalactan protein 41-like
Source: RefSeq, a predicted model, not a curated record
CCAACUUCAACCAACAUCAUCUUGUCUUUAAUCCAUUAAUUAAGUUUGGUAAUGAAAAUUUCAUUGCAUGUUCCAAUUUUUAUUUAUUUGAGGAAAAUCUUGUUCUUCCCAUAAAUGACCAUAAGAAAAAAGUUAGAAAAGGGAAACAACCCAUGGGCAAUUCAGAACCGAAGCAGAUAGUGCCAACUAAUGGUCAGUUGGUCAGCAAAGAACAUAAAAAAGUUAAGAAAAAGCAAGCAGCAAGGGCAGAGACAUGGGAAGGAAUCCAAAAUAUCACAUGGGGGCGACUCAGGACUCCCCACGCCCACCUGAAAGCACAGCCUAACCCUCCCUAACAUGUGCAUCGGAUCCAUCCCACAAAUCCUCUCCAAUUUUUUCCUUACCGGUUACCGAUUCCACCGGUUUUGUCUCCCCACCUCUACCGCUCCAUAUAAAAUCAUGUCCAUCCCCUCCUGGCCUUUCGUCGUCACUUCAUAAUAAUAUAAAAAAAAAGGAACUGUGUUUUUCUGUUUUCCAGAAAUUUUGCUUCUUUCUCAUCUCCAAGAGCUUUUUUUCCCCUCUCUUUCUCUCUCUGCGAGGCUCUCCUGAGCCAUUCCUGUCUUUGAAUAAAGCUAAAUUUUGAGAGGCACCGCAGAGAGAGAUCGAAGAUUUUCCUUUUUUUUUUUUUUGGAACAAGAAUGGCAGUUUCCGGGGUUUCUUUUGUGUCUGUUUUAGCAGCACUUGUUUUUGCUAUGUUUGCCUUGCCUGCUGCUGUUCAGGCCCAGUCCUCUGCUCCCGCCCCUGCCCCCACAAGCGACGGAACGUCGAUUGACCAAGGGAUUGCAUACGUAUUGAUGCUGGUUGCACUGGUGCUGACAUACCUCAUUCACGCUGCUGAUUUCUGCUUCAGCUUUUGAGCUUGCAAGUGGAAAUGGGGUUGGAAUGAUUAUGUUGGUUUUUUCUUUAUGGGAGGGGAGGUAAAUUUUGGACUUUAACGAGAGAGAACAAAGAAGAUGGGAUUUGUUAGAUCUAAUAUUCUGGGGGUAUGAUGGAUGAUGAGUAACCAUGGUUCCUCUGAUUGUGAAUGUUGAGAAUGUCCUUUUUAUGUUCGCUGUUGCUGUUCUCAUUAUCAUUUGUUUGUCAUUUCUCUUUUCUGCCUCAAUUUUUCCAGCAUUUUCCCCAUGCACGCUUUGGUGGGCUUCUAAUUCGUUUCAUCAUGCAACCUGCUCCAUCUUUAGAUAAUUGACUCAAGAAAUUCUGGAAAACUAUAUAAUAAUGCUGUUGUAAAUUCUAUACUAAGAUGAUCCUUUUACUUUGUCCACGUGAAUUCUUUAUUGCCUCUGCAAAAAAUGCUAAAAAAGAAAAAAAGAAAAAAAGAAAAGGCUUCUACCAUGCCCUGAGCCUACUUGCAAUUGCAAGUCUUCAAUGCAAUUUUGGGUAGUUCUUAUUGUGAUGACUUUAAUGGCAAAGAUAGGAUAACCAGGGAAGCUAAUGAAUUCUAAGCAAUCCAACUUAUACAAAUUAUACAACUACGAAAAGUAGGUAAUGGGUUUUGGGGGAAGAAUUGAAGAGUUAGGCAUUUGUAGAUUUCUUAACCGAUGGUGAGGUACAAGGGCCAAUUGAUUAUUGAAGAUUUUCAUAGUACAAAGCUUCUCAGGGCUAGAAAGUUCUAUAGUUCUAAGCUCCAAAACGUGCACCCUGAACUGAUUAUUAAAGAAUUUUUGGUUACUACAUCAUAGAGUUUGGUAUUAGCCAAACAAACCAUUUUAAAUACUCCAAGCUGACCAACAGACCAAACUCUAGAGAAUUGAAAACAUAACCAAAAACAGGAAGAUAUCCUUCCAAUAGAAAUGGUUCUCCAU